Molecule: messenger RNA, 3116 nt
Organism: Cylicocyclus nassatus
Lineage: Eukaryota; Metazoa; Nematoda; Chromadorea; Rhabditida; Strongylidae
Source: the annotation of a GenBank genome assembly
GUUUCAGAUACUGUAGUCUUGUUAUCGGUUUUGGGGAAUUGGGACUUUACGCGUCGCGGGUUUUGCAUUGUUUGCCGGUUCUUUAUGCUCUAGAGGGCGAUGAGUGCUUCACCAAAUUUAAAAUGCGGUUUAUGCCACGAUUUCUUGGUGAAUGCCGUCACUGUGGCUGGGUGCAUGCAUAGUUUCUGCGAAGAGUGCCUUCUGAAAAACUUAUCAAUAUCUGGAAUCUGUCCAACCAAGGGUUGCAAAAAGAACGUCGAUAAAAAUGGAUAUCGACGAGAUUCUACGUUACAAAUGCUUGUGUACAAGUUCAUGCCACGAAUCUUCUUUGAAAAUGCUGAGAAGGAUAAGACGAUUGCAAAUGCAGGAAACAAAAAAGCUCAGAGAGAGUUGGUGCAAACGACAAGCGAGAUCUGUGAUCCAGAAGAACUGCUUUCGAUUUGUUUGGAGUUUGUACCUGCGCCAACGAAUGCAGUUAAGACUGAAGAAGAUACAGUUGCGGCACGGCCCUGUACCUCGGCAUCAACGAAUGAACCUCCUGCCAAGAAAGUUAAGAAGCAUCGCGAGCCACGUGAAAUCCAGCAAUCCUUUCGCCGGUUCUUCCGCUGUGCUGCGAAAGUCCCCAUACGAACAAUACGCCGACUGCUCGAAACAAAGCUUUUCCUCACAGACCAGUUCAGUGUGCACUUUAUAUCGGACCAUGAUUUCCAGGACAUCUCCGAUGACGUUACACUACGCACCCUGGUACUGGAUGGUGGAUUCGAUCGCACACGGCCAUUCCGAUUAUUCUUCACGCUCGUUCCGACGGUAAUCGACGACGCGCCGCCAGUUCUCGAUGCGGAAACGAUGCCAUGCCUAAUGCCAGAAGCGCCGGUCCAUCAAGAAACCCCGCCCAACGUACAACCAUCCGGUCCUAUUCAACCCGUACAAAUCGUCUCGCCCGUAGUUCCGGCGUUGACCGUCAGCCUCUCAACCGAUAUUUACGGUCAUUCGGCACCCAUCAUCACACAACAAUGUGCGCCUCGUAAACGUCGAAAGCUUAGUGAUCCGAAGAAAAGUCCUACGGAAAAAUCGCCGACGACAAGCGCUCCGCAUCCAACACCAAUCGCACCGAAUAUGUUGGUCGGACAAUUGCUACGACCGAUGUUCAUCGCUCAACCGCCUUUUUUACAUCGAUCACCACCGAACAUGCAUAUAUCAAUGCCGUUCCAACCUCCACAGAUGCCGACAUCUAUGGAAUGCCCUCCGAUGAGAAAACCUGGACCAGCUCAUGAAAUGGAAACUCCUGAUCGACCGCCGCGACUUCAACGUGAAGAUCCAACAAACGCAUCAGCGCAACCCACACCAUCAAACCCACCUAACGCCCCUGCUUAUACUCCUGCCACCCCUCAACAGCAGCCACCCACUUCUUCGCCUGCUCCAAGCACAGAGGUAAACAAGUUACCGCGGCCCGAACAAACCCAGCAGAUGAUGCCACCACCGCCUUUACCAGUACCACCGCCGCUGCCUGUGCAGACAUCUCAACCACCUCCAUCCGCUGCCACUAUGCCUACCGUAGCCAGUGUGCUAGCUGAGCAGAAGACGCCAAAGCCGUUGCCAAAGUCGUCACCGAAGCCUAGACCUACACAAGAGGGCGGUGUCACUGCUAUGAAGGCCCCCAGGGCCACUGGUUCUCAGAAGGGGCAACAGUCAAAUCAAAAACCUAACGGAGAAGUGAGGGCUAUACAAAAAGUCGAUAUCACAACAACACGACCACCGCCUGUGAAAGUUGAUCUUCCAGCUCCGUCGUCGUCCAAAGAACUUCCACAGAAAAGUGCAGGCGUAUUGCCCAAAGUUCAGCCGCUCCCAUCGAUGUCGGCACCUCCUCCUCAGAAGAAGCCGCCACGACCAAAUACGCAGCCGCAGCAAAAUGGCAGCGGUAGCAGCGGAAAAAUGACGCAAAGCAAUAUUCCCGCACCCAAGCCGAAGCCUACUGUGUCUGCGCCUCCCCUUACAAUGCCAGAAAACCCUCGACCUGUUCAACCGGUGCUUCCACAACUACUGAAUGCGACAAAUGAUGCGCGAACGAUGCCGUCAGUGCCGCCUGCUGCGGAUACGGCGCCAAAGACAUCGAAUUCAACGCCAAAUGGAAUGUGUGGAACGACGAACAGCAAUCCUCCGGCGAGUUCGUCCACUUCAACAGCAAAGGAACCUACACCAACAUUGGCGAAUCCGCCAGUCACGGCGGAACCGCCGGCGACCACGACUGCACCACCUGCGCCGAUGGACUUCCGGCGUAUGGCAACGCUGAAUAAGCAGUCACUAGGGCGUACACUGCACGCGGUUCUCACGAGUGGUCGUGCAGCAAAUGCUGCGGAUGCGGCGUCGAAGAACACGAAUGGCACGAGCGCGCCUGCAUCGAUGGACGUGCGACCGUCGGUGACGGCGUCAUUGAACGGGAAAAUCAACAAAGAAGCUAGUGUCGAUGUUGUGCACUAUCCGAGCCCGAAAUCGCUAUCAGCGUGAGUGUCUGGUGAAAAUAGUCAAGAUUUAGCACAGCUAAGUGGAUUUUGUUGAAAAUUACAUGUUUAUCAUGACUUUUUGUUGUAUUAUUGAAGUUCUAUCUUCUCGCAUUUCUUCUUUGAAGUUCUUUGAUCUCACUUAUUAGUUAAAUCAGCAAUUUGUCCAUGACUUAGCUAAUUUCUAACUACAUUCUUCCACUUUCCAUUGUUAUCCGUCUUACUAAACUAAUUCACGUCAUCCAUCCACUUCUGUGCGAAAUGCAUUAGCUGUGUGCAGCUCACAAUGUGAUCGAAUAUCUCGCCUCGUGUGUCUCUGCUCUUCACUCCCCCCCCCCCCCUUCCCCUCAUUCAUGUUGUCCUUUUCACAAGCUCUGUCGCGGGUGUACCCGGUUUCCUAUCGGUUUUUCUAGCAGUAACGUCUGCAUAUGCAAGCAGACGUUAGCAUGCCUAUAGUCAGGCGUUCAACUGUGCAUUUAGUGCUUUUACAUAAUUUGUUUACAUAUAUUGUUGUGGCUGUAUCUGAUUUAUGUCUUGCUGAAGUUUUUCACUAACUUUCUUGCUAAAUGUAUUGAAGUUCUACAAAGUUAUAUAUAUAUUAGAUAUGUAUUUACUGUG